GCUUUUUGUACAGUAACUCAAAACACAAGAAAAGACUAAGUUUUUCUCUCACUUUUUCUUUGUUCUUCUCUCACCAUAACAACAACUAAGUCCACAUGUAAAUGGUAUAAAUCUUUCUUCUGCACGUUCUGGGGAUCUGGGUCUCCUUUACUUUUACUUUCCCAAAAAAAAAAGAAAAAAGAAAAGAAAGGUUCUUAGCUGACAUUGCUUUUGUAUACACAUUUUAAUUAAAAGAGAUUCUACAGCCAGUUAAAAGUGUUACAGUUGUUACUGUUAUAGUCAAAAAAAAAAAAAAUGUAUUUAUGACCCAGAUCUUGAAAUGGGUGCAUUGUAAAAUAUUUCGAUGGUGGGGUUAGCACUCAAAUUAUGUGUCUUUGUCUUAGAUCUUGAAAUGGGUGUUGCAUACUUUUGCUAAAAAAAGUUGGGUUUUGUUUCUUCUGUACUGGAAAUUUGAUAUUUGGUACUGGUUGGCUUUCAUCUCUUGAAAUUCAAGCAAAGUUGGGAUUUUCGGUUUGGGGUUUUGUUUCUUUUCGACCGUGGAAAACUAUGGCUUAUCCAUCAGAGCAUUACGGGUUGUGUAGUAAUGGUGCUUUAAGGAUAGUUUUAUUGUUGGUGGCUACAUUCUUGGUUGGGUACAAUGUGAGACCGCGAUUGUACUCGAGGGAGAGUUCAAGUACUCAAGUUUCAUGUCCUUGUGAUUGUGAGUGCCCUGAAGAGUUUGCCUGGUUCUUACCAUUAGGAUUUAUCAACACCUCAUUCACAGACUGCGGCAAUCAUGAUCCGGAUGUAUACGAAGAAAUGAGAAAGGAUAUAAUAGCUUUACUAUCAGAAGAAAUUGCUUUGCAGAGGAGAGUGGCUAAUGAUUCCUUGGAGCACACCAGGACACUAGUAAUGGAUUCUAAGACAGCUUCCUUACACUAUCAAAAAGAAGCAGAAAAGUGUAAUGCACAAACAGAAACUUGUGAAGAAGCAAGAGAGCGGGCAGAAGCAGAACUAGUAGAGGAGUAUAAGCUUUCAGCAUUGUGGGAGAAGCGAGCACGAGAACUUGGAUGGGAAGAUAGCAGAAGAGUAUAUUCAUGAAUAUGGAUAUUAUUGUAAUAGCUUUUUUUCUUUUUGACUUGUGAUAGGGUUUGAAUUAUAAAAUAGCUUGUACAACUAGUCUUUGUAAUGCCCUUGUGAAUACUAAAACCAAUGCAAUGGUUGUGUUUCUCCAA
Ricinus communis (castor bean) is the source of this 1214-nucleotide messenger RNA. RefSeq lists its product as uncharacterized. The record is from RefSeq and is a predicted model, not a curated record. Lineage: Eukaryota; Viridiplantae; Streptophyta; Magnoliopsida; Malpighiales; Euphorbiaceae. The transcript is spliced from 3 exons. Bases 547 to 1080 code for a protein of 177 amino acids.